ACAAAUUCAAACCCUAAAUCCCGCAGUAUCUUCCCAAACACAACCUAUCCGCCAAAACCCUUCUCUCUCUCUUUGACUCCAGUUCCGGUUCAGUGAAAUCGCCGACUUCUUCUUCUCUCGUCUUUCAUUUUUUCUUUUGGUUUCGGAAGGAUAGACGAUUAUAUAUAGUCUUCUUUUCCGUGGGGUUCCACAACUGAAAGAUAAUAUCAAAAUGGCAUCGAGAACGGUUGCUAAAGACCUAAUCACUCUUAGAGGCUCUGCUGCGAUUGUGAGCGAAUUUUUUGGUUACGCUGCAAACAGUAUUCUUUAUAACCGCGGAGUCUAUCCAGAAGAAAGCUUUGUGAAGUUGAAGAAAUAUGGGCUUCCCAUGUUGCUUACUCAAGAUGAGGGUGUCAAAUCUUUCAUUGCCAACCUGAACGCUCAGUUGUCUGAGUGGCUGGAAGAGGGGAAGCUGCAGAGGAUUGUUCUUGUGAUAAUGAGCAAAGGAACCAAUGAGGUUCUGGAGAGGUGGAACUUCAGCAUUGAGACGGAUGGAGAGGUUGUCGAGAAGGGUGUGUCAAGGGAGAAGAGUGACAAAGAAAUUAUGAGAGAGAUACAAGCAAUCAUGCGACAAAUUGCUUCAAGCAUUACUUACUUGCCAUGCCUUGAUGAACCUUGUGUAUUUGAUGUGCUAGCAUACACUGAUAAAGAUGUUGCAGUUCCAUUCACUUGGAUUGAGAGUGACCCGAAACUGAUUGCGAAUCCACAAAUGGUGAAGUUGCAUUCUUUUGAUACCAAGAUCCACAAGGUUGACACUCUUGUAUCCUACAAGAAUGAUGAAUGGGAUGAGGAGUAAGGUUGACAUUUCUUCCAGCGGCCUGCGUUUCUCUUCGACUAGAGCAAAGAUUGUGAAUCUUUUUAUUCACAUUUUGUAUGAUUUCACUGACUCUGAUUGAUGUGUUUCUGUGAGAACAAAUCUGCGUAUUUUCAAGUGUCCAUAAAUAUCUACUAAUCUUUCAGCUUUUGUGCUC
Molecule: messenger RNA, 1010 nt
Organism: Tripterygium wilfordii
Lineage: Eukaryota; Viridiplantae; Streptophyta; Magnoliopsida; Celastrales; Celastraceae
Product: mitotic spindle checkpoint protein MAD2-like
Exons: 7
Coding region: 212-835 (207 amino acids)
Biological process (GO): mitotic spindle assembly checkpoint signaling
Cellular component (GO): kinetochore; nucleoplasm; cytoplasm
Source: RefSeq, a predicted model, not a curated record